Molecule: messenger RNA, 6320 nt
Organism: Theobroma umbraticum
Lineage: Eukaryota; Viridiplantae; Streptophyta; Magnoliopsida; Malvales; Malvaceae
Gene: RLT2
Product: Homeodomain-like transcriptional regulator
Biological process (GO): regulation of transcription by RNA polymerase II
Molecular function (GO): DNA binding
Source: RefSeq, a predicted model, not a curated record
CUCCCCAUUUUUUGAAAUUGAAAAACCCAAAAACAAAAAGUAUCAUCUGACAAUUACCAACCCUCCCCUCCGUCUCCCUCUUCUUUUUAUUAAUUUAUUAUAAAAAAAACUCUCCAAAAAAGGGAAAAACAGAAAAAAAAAAGAAGAAGAAAUGAAGAAGAAAACAACAAUGGGAUCGAUCACGAUUAGAGAGAGAGAGACUGUUCUUCGUUGUUGCUUUGUUCCUCGAUUCUCCUUUUCGCCGAAUCUAAUUUCUGAUGCUUUACUCUUUUUUGUUUUUAUUACUGCUAAUGCUACUACUACUACUAUUGUUGUUAUUAUUAAUAUUAUUUAUAUUUUCCUCAACAAUCUUUCAUUAUUAUUUUCAUCCGCGACACGACUAACGCUAUUAUCUUAUUCAUUCAUUAUUAUUAUUUGGAAUUGUUAUUCCCCAAAUAUCACCGCACAUCUCAAUCACACACACACCAAUACAACAUGGAUUGUUGGAGAGAGAAACUUUUGUACGAUACGAUACGCUUUUCUUUUAAAGAGAGAAUGACUUUGCAGUUGUAAUGUUUGAUUUAAUUAUUUUUUUUCAUUUAUCUUUUUGUCAAAUCUACACCACUUUCAAUCCCUAGUUUUAGAGAGCGAAUCUGCCUGUUUUCUUCUUCUUCGUGGGGAUUUUAUUUUUUUUUCUAUAAAAAUUCGGUGAUUUUCUUGAUUUUGAAGCUCUUUGAUGAUCUCAUUUUCAGUGUUUGAGAGAGUGAGAAACUCAAUUUCAGCUUUGUUGUUGAAUUUUUAGGGAUUUUUUACUUUGAUCUCGAGAAAUGGAGAGUGGCGGUGUUAGUGGCGGCGGAGGUAGUUCGGAAGGAGAGAAGAAGAAGCCACCGGAAGGAGAAACAAAAGUCAAGCGGAAAAUGAAGACGGCUUCUCAGCUUGAAAUUCUAGAGAAAACAUAUGCCAUGGAAAUGUACCCGUCAGAAGCUACACGGGCGGAAUUAUCGGUGCAAUUGGGGCUUUCGGAUAGGCAGUUACAGAUGUGGUUCUGCCACCGCCGGCUCAAGGAUAGGAAGGCGCCGCCGGUGAAGCGGCGGAGGAAGGAUUCUUCGUUGCCAGUUCAUGUCGUUGGAGCAGCAGGAGAGGAAAUGGGAGGUGGUGAGGCGGGAAAUGAGCGUGGAUCAGAUGUGUCCAGUUUGUUCGGGCAUGGGCUGGACCUGAGAAGGGCGGUUCCAAGACCCGGAAUGGCUGUUCCAAGGUACUACGAGAUGCCUCACUCGAUGGCGGAGCUGGAGCUUCGGGCUAUAACAUUUGUGGAAUUACAGCUGGGUGAGCCUAUAAGGGAUGACGGUCCUAUGCUUGGGAUGGAGUUUGAUCCUUUGCCACCUGGUGCAUUUGGCGCGCCAAUAGGAGCAUCAACAGCAGUGCAGCAGAAACAAUCAGGACAGCCUUUUGAGACCAAAAUAUAUGAGCGACUUGAUACAAAAGCAGUCAAGGGUUCUGUGAGGGCAGUUCAUGAAUAUCAGUUUCUUCCAGAGCAGCCAUCCGUUAGAACUGAAACAUAUGAAAGAGUUGCCCCAUCCUACCACUAUGGUUCACCUACCGAUGGUCCACAUGCCAGGGCCUCAUCAUUAUCUACUGGCUGUUCAUUUGUGCAUGGGAAUGAAAAAGUACCUUCUGGAUAUGGUUUUCCAGGUCAGAUGCCUAAUCUGAAUCUUUUGCCUCAGCAAAGCAGGCAAGGGCACCUUUUACCUACUGCUUCAGGAGAGUAUGAUAAUUGUUCACGAAAGAACUCUUUAACAAAUACUACUGUUGAUGCUAUUAUUGGUGCUCACCCAAUUUCUGCACUGGAAAGCCCAUUUGUAUCAUCUGACAGGAGGGUCAAUCUUGAUGAGGAUGCUUUGCGAAUGGAGAGGAAGCGCAAGAGUGAAGAGGCAAGAAUAGCACGAGAAGUUGAAGCCCAUGAGAAAAGGAUUCGAAAGGAGCUUGAAAAACAGGAUAUAUUGAGGCGAAAGCGAGAAGAGCAAAUAAGAAAAGAAAUGGAGAGACAUGACCGUGAAAGGCGGAAGGAAGAGGAGAGGCUACUACGUGAAAAGCAAAGGGAGGAGGAGAGAUACCAGAGAGAGCAGAGGCGUGAACUAGAGCGUAGGGAGAAGUUCUUGAUGAAGGAAUCUAUUAGAGUCGAGAGAAUGCGGCAAAAGGAAGAACUGCGUAAAGAAAAGGAGGCAGCAAGGCUUAAAGCUGCUAAUGAGAGAGCUAUUGCUCGUAAACUUGCUAAAGAAUCAAUGGAACUGAUUGAGGAUGAACGCUUGGAACUCAUGGAAUUAGCUUCAUCAAGCAAAGGGCUAUCUUCAACACUGUCACUUGACUUUGAAAUCUUGCAAAAUCUUGAUAUAUUUAGAGAUAAGCUGUGUGUGUUCCCCCCGAAAGGAGUGCAAUUGAAGAGACCCUUCUCAAUUCAACCAUGGAACAGUUCUGAGGAGAAUAUUGGGAACCUUCUCAUGGUCUGGAGGUUCUUAAUUACCUUUGCAGACGUUCUUGGACUUUGGCCUUUUACGCUGGAUGAGCUUGUACAAGCUUUCCAUGAUUAUGAUCCAAGAUUGCUGGGUGAGAUACAUGUUGCUCUUCUGAGAUCUAUUAUCAAAGAUAUUGAGGAUGUUGCACGAACACCUUCCACUGGGCUGGGAGCAAGUCAAAAUAGUGCUGCUAAUCCUGGAGGUGGGCAUCUGCAGAUUGUUGAAGGGGCAUAUGCUUGGGGUUUUGAUAUACGCAGCUGGCAGGGCCAUUUAAAUAUGUUGACAUGGCCUGAAAUUUUGCGGCAAUUUGCUCUGUCUGCUGGAUUUGGGCCACAGUUGAAAAAAAGAAAUAUCGAACAGGCAUAUCUUCGAGAUGAAAAUGAGGGUAAUGAUGGUGAAGACAUAAUUUCUAAUUUGCGAAAUGGGGCAGCUGCUGAAAAUGCUGUUGCUAUAAUGCAAGAAAGGGGUUUCUCUAAUCCACGUAAAUCUAGGCAUCGCUUGACACCUGGAACUGUUAAAUUUGCAGCAUUUCAUGUUCUCUCUCUUGAGGAUAGCGAAGGCCUGACAAUAUUGGAAGUUGCAGAGAAGAUCCAGAAAUCUGGACUGAGGGAUCUUACAACAAGCAAGACCCCAGAAGCUUCUAUUGCUGCUGCUUUAUCAAGGGAUACAAAACUCUUUGAGAGAACAGCUCCUUCAACAUACUGUGUGCGUUCUCCAUAUCGGAAGGACCCAGCUGAUGCUGAGGCAAUUCUUUCUGCAGCCAGGGAAAGAAUCCGAGUAUUGAAAAGUGGAUUUGUAGGAGAAGAUGCUGAGGGUGCUGAGAGAGAUGAAGAUUCUGAAAGUGAUAUAGCAGAGGAUCUUGAGGUUGAUGAUUUGGGUGCUGAAAUAAAUCCAAAGAAAGAGAUGCUCAAUUCUGAGGGAAGUAGCAGUUGUAAUGCGAAAACUAUCUUGGGAAAUGAAAAGGAGAUUUGUGAGAUUCUGGAAACCCCGCAAGGUGAAGUUAGGAAUGUAUGUAAGGCUUUGUCCUCAUCAACUGCUGGAGGUAUUGAUGAGGUAAAAGAUAUCGAUGCCCCUGUUGAGCAAUCAAUGGACGCUACUGGAAUUCCUAAUGGUGCUGCCAAUGCUGGUCUUGAAGACACGGAAAUUGAUGAAAGCAAGCUUGGUGAACCAUGGGUUCAAGGACUUAUGGAAGGGGAUUACUCUGAUCUAAGUGUUGAGGAGCGCCUUAAUGCACUUAUUGCUUUGAUUUCCAUGGCAAUUGAAGGAAACUCUAUUCGUGUUGUUCUUGAGGAACGCCUAGAGGCAGCAAAUGCUUUAAAGAAGCAAAUGUGGGCUGAGGCACAACUGGAUAAACGGCGCAUGAAAGAAGAGUUUGGAUUGAGGACAAAUUUUUCAGCACAUAUGGGGAAUAAGAUGGAGCCUAGCCUUAUGAUGUCCUCAGCUGAAUGUAGGCAAAGCCCACAGAUCAUUGGUGAUAGAAAACAUAAUGAAUCAUCUGUUGAUCUUGUUGUGCAGCAAGAAUGCUUAAACAAUCCACAAAAUGAUCAGAAUUAUCUAAACAAUGUGCCUUCUGAAGGGAACCUGCCAAUACAAGAUUUCUCUGUUGGACCAGAUAAUCUCCAAUAUCCACUACCAGGAUGUGCAGCUGAAAGAUCACGUUCACAGCUAAAAUCUUACAUUGGUCACAAGGCAGAAGAGAUGUAUGUAUAUAGAUCAUUGCCUCUUGGUCAAGAUCGUAGACGCAAUCGAUACUGGCGGUUUAUUACUUCUGCGUCUGGGAAUGAUCCUGGCUGUGGCAGGAUCUUUGUUGAGUUACUUGAUGGUCGUUGGAGACUCAUUGAUACUGAAGAGGGUUUUGAUACUCUAUUGUCCUCUUUGGAUGUGCGUGGGGUUAGGGAAUCCCACUUGCAUGCAAUGUUGCAGAAGAUUGAGAUGUCCUUUAAGGAAGCUGUUAGGAGGAAUAAGCUGCACGUCAAUAUGGAGAGGCAGAGUGGAGACACCAUUAAGAAAGAAGCUAAUGAAAUGGCUUCAGGCCCUGAUUGGAAUGUCUCUUUUGAAAGUCCUAGUAGUACUGUAAGUGGAUCUGAUUCUGAUAUGUCGGAGACAUCAAUAUCUUUCUCAAUUGAGCUUGGCAGGAAUGAAAUAGAGAAAUAUGAUGCCCUGAAGAGAUAUCGAGAUUUUGAGAAGUGGAUGUGGAAAGAGUGUUUUAGUUUGUCGUCAUUUUGUGCCACAAAGUAUGGGAAGAGAAGGUGCAAGCAGCUGCUGGGUGUGUGUGAUUCCUGCUUCAAUAUUUAUUUUUUUGAAGAUAAUCACUGCCCUUCUUGCCAUAGGACCUAUGUUGCCUCUCGAGUCACGUUAAAUUUUUCUGAACAUGUGGCUCAGUGUGCAAAGAAACUGCAAUUGGGUCCUGGGUUUGCUUUGGAUGGUCUAGUCAUUUCUCCUCUGAGAAUAAGAUUAAUUAAACUUCAGUUAGCUUUGGCUGAGGUUUCUAUUCCAUUUGAAGCUCUUCAAUCUGCUUGGACUGAGGGCUAUCGAAAUUUGUGGGGUAUGAAGCUGUACUCCUCAGCAACAGCAGAAGAGCUUCUUCAGGUUCUGACACUGCUGGAAAGUUCCAUCAGGAGGGAUUGUUUGUCCUCAAAGUUUGAGACUACGGGUGAAUUGUUGUUUCCAUCUAUUCUGUCAGGAGGUGUUGGUGAUAAUUCUACCAAUCUUGAAACAGUCCCUGUACUUCCAUGGAUUCCAAAAACAACAGCUGCCGUGGCUCUGAGGCUUAUUGAAUUUGAUGCAGCUAUCUCUUACACUCUUAAACAGAGGGCAGAGACUCACAAGGGAGCUGGGGAAUGUACGCUUCCUUCAAAAUAUGCUGUUGUGAAGAACAAUCAAGAUCAUGAGAGAAUGCAAACCACGAACCGAGUUGAAUAUCUACAAGAAGCAAGCUGGGCUGAUGUAGGGAUAGGAGGGAUAGGAUUUUCUGGUUCUGGCCGUGGACGAGGUCGUGGAAGGGGCCGCGGUGUGACACGUGGUGGAAGAUCUCAGAGAAGGCCUACUGGUUCAAGAUCUGAAUUCAGCAAGAGAAUUACGACCACCGACAAUGAGAGAUUAGGGCCAGUACUGGGAUGGAAAUCUCGAUCACGUGGCCGGGGUGGGCGUAAGCGUGGUCGUCGUAGCGCCAGGAGUAGGCCAAAACCAGCAAAGAAAAUGGUUGAGAUUGCUGGUGAAAGCGAGAACCCCGAGGAAAUCAUGGAGAAAUCAUCUAGAAAUUUGGCGACAAAUACCUGGAAUGGAGACGAAGUAACUAGGUUACAAGUGAGGACUGCUGAUAACGCUAGCAGCUCUGAAAGAUCUGAAUACAAUGACGAAAAUGGUCAAGCAACAGGAGAUGAAUUUGAUUAUCUGGCAGGCGAAGACUAUGCAGGCAGUUUCAAUGGCAAAGCUGAUGAUGUGAUGGAGGGAAGUGAGUACAAUAUAGAUGGUGAUGAAGGUGAUGAAGAUGAUAAUGGUGAAGAGCGAGAUGACAUUGCAGAAGAGGAGCAAGGGAAUUUUAUUGUUGGAGGGUACAUAAAUGAGAAUUCAGAUGAGGAGGAAAUCAGGGAUGGAGAUGAUCCGGAGGACUCAGACCCAUAUGUAAAGCAAUACGGAUAUUCAACCGAAGCAUCUUCAGAUUUCAGUGAGUGAAGGCCUUGCUGCAAAUGCUGAGAGGACUUGUUCGAUGGCGCAUCACUCGCUGUAUUUAAACUGUAGUUUUAAUGGAGGAUUGGUAACUGUGUAAAGCACCUCCGCAAUACUAGAAAUAUAAUAUAAAUGAAUGGCUUUUAAAUUAUCUUGUUA